GGAACUUGUCCUUAUUCAAAGUAUAACCUUUCUCAUUGUUACUUCAACUGUCAAAUGAGGUUGAUGAGAGUAUUCCUGUUGAUAGGGGUUAUCUUUUGAAUUUAGCUUCGUUCACUAUUGGGCUAAGAAUUUUUUUUUAAACAUUGUUCUAUUCUUUUUUGUUUUCCUAUUAUUUAUUUAUUAUUUUUUUAAUGGAACCUAGAUUCAGUGGUGUCUUACAGCUUACAGAUUUAGAUGAUUUUAUUACACCAUCCCAAGAAUGUAUUAAACCAGUCGAAAUAAAGAAGACAUCGAAAGGGACUGGAGCAAAAAUUAAAAUAGAAGAUGAUGGCUCAUAUGUCCAUGUUGAUCCAACGGGACAGAAAUCUAAGUUGACUAGGGUGGACAUAUCUUUGACAGAUUGUUUGGCUUGCAGUGGUUGUAUUACCACAGCGGAAACUGUACUUAUCAAUCAACAAAGUCACCAUGAAAUGUUAAGGAUCAUUACAAACAAAAAGGAGGAAGGAUAUGAACUGGUUGUGAUGUCACUUUCUUUGCAAGCUUUGCUUUCUAUGUCUUCACAUUCUAAUUUGAAACCUGAUGAUUGUCUCAGAAAAUUUACUGGGUUUGUGAAACGCUUGGGUGUGGAUCUUGUUCUGGAUAUGGGAUUAGCUGAAGACUUAGCUCUUGUCGAAGAAUCAAAGGAAUUUAAUGAUCGAUAUUUAAGAGCCAAAGAUGGCGAUAAAACUGCAUUACCAAUGUUAGCAUCUACUUGUCCCGGUUGGGUUUGCUAUGCUGAAAAAACCAAGCCACAGUUACUUCCACAUUUGAGCACAUGUAAAUCUCCUCAGCAGAUUAUGGGAUUUCUGGUGAAAAACGUUCUUUCAACUCAAAGAGGAUUAUCUGGAAAAGAAAUCUAUCAUAUUUGUUUUAUGCCUUGCUACGAUAAGAAACUUGAAGCAUCAAGGCCUCAAUUCAGUGAAAAUUCAAUACCUGAUGUGAACUGCGUCAUAACUCCAGUUGAAAUGGAGGUUGCCUUGGCAGAGCUUUGCCCAAACGGCCUCGCUGAGGAGUUGGGGGCAGAAGUGGACUGGCCUUGGGAUGGCUUGCCGGCGUACCCUCCGCUGGCUAAGGCUCUUGGUUCUGGCUCUGGUGGCUAUGCUUAUCACGUCAUGAAGACUGCUAAACCUCCUUCUCAAGAAUAUGUGCCAUCUUUUGAAUCUGUGAAGAGAUCUGAUAUUGUAGUGGCACAACGUGACAAUGAGGAUGGCAAGCAAUUGAAAGCUGCGGUUGUUACUGGUUUUAAAAAUAUUCAAAAUACUGUUAACAAACUUAAAAGAGGAAAAUGUGAAUAUGAUUAUGUCGAAAUCAUGGCAUGCCCAUCAGGUUGUUUAAAUGGAGGUGGGCAAGUGAGAGGUCACCUAAAAUCUGUUCAAGAAUUUCACGGAUCAAUGCCAGCUCGCGAUCCUCCGGAAUCGGUAUUUCAGUUCUACAACAAAUGUUUUCCAGCCACUAGUGAUUUGCAUACUACUUUUCAAGCAGUUACGUAUAAUCCUAAUCCACUUACUGUAAAGUGGUGAUGAGUGCAAUGCAAUAUUUUUUUAAUAGUAAAUAAUGUCAUUUGUUAUAUAAAUUGUUUUUAUUAAGUUUUUCA
Molecule: messenger RNA, 1633 nt
Organism: Nezara viridula (southern green stink bug)
Lineage: Eukaryota; Metazoa; Arthropoda; Insecta; Hemiptera; Pentatomidae
Source: the annotation of a GenBank genome assembly